AUGUGUAUUCAUAAGUCAAUAUUCUUUUUACUGGGUCUCCUUUUAAUCUAUCAUGAGCACAUUAACAUGUUAGUACUAGGUCUUAACGAAGAUCAAGUUUCUAAUAUGGUUUUUGAAACUAAACAACGCCAUUUCUCUAAGAAUAGGAUUGAUGACAUGGAAGAUGAAUCAUGGAUAAUGGUGCAGAGAAAUGGGAACCAAUUUGUGGUGAAUGAUCAACCAUUUUAUGUUAAUGGAUUCAAUACUUACUGGUUGAUGGUAUUUGCCGCGGAUGAGUCUACAAGAGGGAAAGUUACUGAGUUAUUUCGUCAAGCGUCUAGUGUGGGAAUGACAGUGUGUCGAACAUGGGGUUUCAAUGAUGGACAGUGGCGUGCUCUUCAGAAAAAACCAUCUGUCUAUGAUGAGGAAAUUUUCAAGGCCUUAGAUUUUGUGGUGAGUGAGGCAAGGAGAUUCAAUAUCAGGCUUAUAUUGUCAUUGACCAACAACUGGGAAGCUUAUGGUGGCAAACCGCAAUACGUCAAGUGGGGGAAGGAAGCUGGCUUAAAUUUGACAAAUGACGAUGAGUUCUUUUCUCACCCGACACUUAGAAGCUACUAUAGGUCCCAUGUCAAGACGGUGCUGAACAGAGUGAAUACAGUAAACAACAUAACAUACAAGGAUGACCCUACAAUUUUCGCAUGGGAGUUGAUUAAUGAACCGAGAUGUACAUCAGAUCCUUCCGGAGAUACUCUACAGGAAUGGAUAGAAGAAAUGGCGGUUUACGUGAAAACUGUUGAUCCAAAACAUUUGGUAGGGAUUGGUCUUGAAGGAUUUUACGGUCCUUCAACACCCAACAAGGUUCAAAACAAUCCUAAUACCUAUUGUCAACAAGUGGGAACUGAUUUCAUCAGAAACCAUCAAGUACUUGGUGUUGAUUUUGCUUCGGUUCAUGUAUAUGCUGACUCUUGGAUUUCACAACCAAUCUCUGAUGCUCACAUCACAUUCAUCAAGUCAUGGAUGCAAUCACACAUUGAUGAUACUGAGAAAUACCUAGGGAUGCCAGUGAUCUUCAGUGAGUUCGGUGUAUCUACAAAAGACCCGGGUUACAACGCAUCAUUUAGGGACAACCUAAUAAGCACGGUGUACAACACCUUGUUGGAUUCAGUCAGGAAAGGAGGCAGUGGAGGUGGGAGCCUUGUAUGGCAGCUCUUUCCUGAUGGAACAGAGUAUAUGGAUGACGGGUAUGCAAUUAUUCUUUCAAAAGCGCCCUCAACAUCACACAUUAUAUCACAACACUCGACAAGGCUCACACUUUUCAAUUCACUGUGUAAGUGGAAGUGCCGCUGGGGUUGCAAGAAGAAGCAUGGUUUUGAUGGAUACGAGUACCAUGAUGAUCACGAGUACCAUGAUGAGCUAUAAACAAUGAUAUCUCACUCUUUACUAAUGGUAUAAUUGGAGAAACGUUUGUUAAGAACUUCAAUACAGCGAAAGAAACAAAAAAAUCAGCAUAUACGUCUGCUCACAUUGUGAAUAAUUUACAUGCAAGUUAAUACCAUCUGUUAUAAAGAUAUACCACUCCAUUCUAGCAAGUAUGUUGUCCCUAAUCGUUUGAUUCACAAAAUAGAGCGAGAGAAUUUACUAGAAA
Erigeron canadensis is the source of this 1624-nucleotide messenger RNA. RefSeq names its product mannan endo-1,4-beta-mannosidase 6-like. The record is from RefSeq and is a predicted model, not a curated record. Bases 1 to 1398 code for a protein of 465 amino acids. The transcript has 6 exons. NCBI's taxonomy places the organism in Eukaryota, Viridiplantae, Streptophyta, Magnoliopsida, Asterales, Asteraceae. Gene Ontology annotation, molecular function: hydrolase activity, hydrolyzing O-glycosyl compounds.